AUCUGCAAAGCUGCGACGAAUCGUAUGGCUGCAGAUUCGGUUUCAUGCACGUGCAUUACACGAGAUUUUGAUAUUUUCUUAUGUUUUUCUUUGCUCGAGUUGGACUUUGACGUAACCUUAGGGAUACAAUUUCAUUGAAUUAAUUGUUUGUUGUUUUAAUUUAUUGAAAUCAAACAUAAACACAUACUUGAAAUAUAAACUGAAUUGGAAUAUACUUAUGUAUUUGUUGUUGCGUUGUUCGGAAUAUUUUUAAUUUAUUGAAGUUAGUUUAGUUUGGAAUAUACUAUUUUCAAUUGUUUUAUCAAAGAUUGAUAUAAAUGGAGAUUCAUUAUACUGAUUUGGUGUUUUUAUUAUUGUGCUGUAAAGGAUUCACAGCCCAAAGAAGUGAAAGUCCAGGUUCACUGACAUUUUCUGAUCAACCAGAGAUAAGUGAUUCUGUACCUCCAAGAUGUUGGAAUUUCACUUAUGGAGACCCGUCUGAAAUGGAAUUUUUUAGUCCGAACUUUCCAAGCAAUUAUUCUACCAAUCUGAAUUGUGCCCGUUAUAUUGAAGCUCCACCUGGAUACAAGAUUCAUUUGUAUUUCUGGGAAUGGUUUGAAAUCGAAGUCAGUCAAGACUGCAAAUUUGAUUAUUUAGCCGUCCAUGAUGGUCCAUUCAGUUAUUCACCAAAGAUAGCAAAACUAUGUGGCAAUGAAUACCCAUCCAAGAUAAUAACAUCGUCUACCAGGUUUAUGUGGUUACAGUUUGUCAGUGAUAAGAAUUUGGGAGGAAGAGGAUUCAAAGUUACAUACACAUUUGUAGCACAAAGUGGAUAUAAAGAAAAAGAAGAAGAACAGAAAGUUUGUAGAAUACAUUACGAUAAAAAGGUAGGACCUGAAGGAGAAAUAACUUCUGACAUGAUUCCAUUUGCUGAUACAUCGUCUCCUGGAUAUCCAGUUAAUAAGCCUAUUGACUGCACGUGGGAAAUUGAUACAGAACGUCACUCAAAGAUAGCUCUUGCACAAGUGACUACAUAUUUUCAUAGCGCUGGGAACUGUGGACUCAACAGAAUAGAAAUUUAUGAUGGGUCAACUUUAAACACAGAUAAACAAAUGCAAAACUGUGGCCCUGGUCCUUUCGAGCUAUUUGAAUCGAAAACAAAUAAAGUAUUUGUUCGAAUCUUUGGCAGCAGUCUUAAUUACAAACCUACAAUACAUCUUCUAUUUACAAAGUUUUAUAAAAACGAAACUUGCAAUUCCAAACAUUUUUCUUGCAAUGGAAGAUGCAUCAGCAACACUCUUGCUUGCAAUGGAAAGAUUAACUGUCCAAGUGGAUUAGACGAGGAAAACUGCAAUCUGGAUGAUAGUGAGACUGUUGGUUUAGGCUUUGAAUCGCUACCAUUACAUGCCAUCAUUAUUGGAGCUGUAGGUGGUGUGCUAGGAACCAUAAUUGUUAUCGGGGUGUGUCUAAUUUGCCGUUACAGAAGCCGAAAGCGACAGAAACAAAGACAGGAACAACGUGAUAAAUUAAAGGAAAAUUUUGAAAUGUCCAACAUAAGUGCUAACACAACUUUACUAACGAAAAAGAAUGCCGGACAACCUAACUAUUUUUCUCUACCACGUCAGCAUCGAAGUGGAGGACAAAGAGACUAUAUACGUAGGGAUAGUGGUACCAAUUCCAGUGUUCCUUCAGAGGGCGAUGUUCCUGAUCACAAUUCGGACCCAGGGAAUUAUAAAAAAUAUUUAGUCAUGGAUCAAUACUUGGACGAAGAACCUUGUCCGUCAGUUUAUAGUCAAGGUCCUGUUUUAACGACUAUAAUUGAACGGCAUGAUGUGCCAAUGCAACAACAGGAAAUCGAUGGGUCAUACGGCUGGACCGGAUAUGGAUGGAAACCACCUCAGUCUGAUAAUAAACCGCCAAUGAGUCUGACAGAGAACAUAGCUAAAUUAGCACAAUAUAACAUUCCACAAAAAACUUUAAACCCAGACUAUAAAAUGUAUACAUCGGAUCCGAAAUAUGAAAUGUAUCCAGAACUACGAUACAAUAUAGGAAAGGAUUAUUCCAAAUUAAAAUAUCCGCAUCCUCAACAACAUCAACCAGAAAUCACGACCCCUACGAAGGAACAUCAGAAAAGUUUUAAAAUGUCCAGCCCUCAUCCUGACAUUACUCGAGAUUUAGAAGUUACGUAAAACUAUAUGAAGUCAAUGAAAUAGACUUUGAAGAUCAUAUUGAUAUUGUUUCGUCAAAGUAAUGACUUGUUACAACAAGUAUGAACAAUAUUAGGAACAAAGCAAUCCUCAGACUCUUAACUCGACCAACCAAAACAAUUGUAAACACUCGGUUACAAUAAAAGGAUAGCGAGUUUUAAGUGCACAUAUCAGAUAUUCAAAAUAUUGUUUCCAUAAAAGAAGGCUCAUUGGUGAGAAUUGUGACUAACCAUCAGUUUUCAUUGCGCAUUGUAUUAUAGCAUUAUAUUUUAAAUUCAUUAUACUGAUGUAGAAAAGGACACUAAGCAAAUCAAAUGUAACUGAUUGUGAUUAAAUUCACCCAUAUGUAACCACAUUUUGAAUUUUCAUUUCAACCACCAUCAAAACGAAAACAUUUUAAACGAUACUUUUAGAUACUCCAAAAUGGCGGUCCAAUUCUUGCAUUGAGUUCGUAGUUUUGUCUUAUUUGUUUUGUCUUCUGAAUCAUAGUUUUUACCACCACUCAUUAUGGACUGUAUGGGUCCGUAUAUAUCCGUCCGCUGUUUCAUUUAUCACAACACUUUGUUUAUAUCAAAGUUCUAUUUAAGGUUUCAAAGUAUAAACAAUAGGAUCAUUCUAUAUCAGAACUAUUUGAACAGAUAAUCAGUAACUAAAUAUAAGCAGAUAAGUAUCAUAUAAGUGAGUUAAAUUUCUUAAAGAAUGUUAUAACAUCUAAACUGAUAGACAUAUUGUGUCGUGAAUAUCAUAGUACCAGCACAAAAAAGUAUGACCUUGCAAAAAAAAUUAAUACUAUAUUACUAUAAUGUGAAGUAAUUAUAUCUCUAAAAAUCAUGCAUAUACAGAACACUAAAAUGUCUCGCCAGUAGUAUUUCAAUUAUUUCAAAUAGCAAUACACUUUGAAACUUUAAGUUAUAUCAAUGUCACAAGAAAUAGUUUUAUUUCAAGUGUACGUUAAUUUAUUAAUAAGUUCAAAAAAACAGACUUGCGUACAUUUGAAAAACUUGUUGACCUGAUAAAACAAAAUCGUUGCAGGCGAGACAAAAUAUUAACGAAUUUUCACAAUCGUCAAAAUAAAUCACCACAUAUGAUAAUUCUUUUAAAAGUUUGAGCAUAGUAUUUUCGUAUGUCUUAUAAUUCUUUACCAUCUGGAGAAUUGUCUUAAUAAAACCUGGAUAUAAGGAAAUUGAAGAAAAAACCCACAUCAUGAAUUUUAAGUACAAAGAAACUAAAAAUCUAGUGCAUUUAAAAAAAAAAUGUGUAGAAACAAAAUUUAGUGACUUUUUGGUUAGAUGGUUGAAAAUCAUUCAAUCCUUUAUUUUUCUGUUUUGUUUAAAUUGAUCUAGCUUUUACAGCUAUUGAGAGUGGUGGUAUUUUUAUACAUUUACUUCAGUCUCGAGAUUUUUGUAUAAAUGGAUCAUGAUAUUUUAUUAAAUUUAUAUUUAGAAUUAA
Messenger RNA from Mytilus trossulus (common blue mussel), 3635 nucleotides. Its product is annotated as neuropilin and tolloid-like protein 2. The record is from RefSeq and is a predicted model, not a curated record. The coding region runs from base 318 to 2168 and encodes 616 amino acids. The transcript has 9 exons. NCBI's taxonomy places the organism in Eukaryota, Metazoa, Mollusca, Bivalvia, Mytilida, Mytilidae. Gene Ontology annotation, molecular function: protein binding.